CUAACUGAGCGAGAGCGAGCCACUGAAUGGGAUGUAUUCUGUUACUGAGUGGAAUUCUGCCGACAUUGUUCCAUCGCUGCAUUUCCCCGCAAGCAUUCUGUCGACGUUGUCAACCUCCAAUCCUCAGUAAAAUGGCUCUGAACAAACUACCCCUGGACAAAUUGGACCUGGAUGGUAAACGGGUGUUCAUGAGAUGCGACUUCAAUGUGCCUCAGGACAAGAGCACGGGGGCGAUUACGAAUCCGGCCCGCAUUGUGGCCGCAUUGCCCUCCAUCAAAUAUGCCCUGGAGCAGAAGGCCCGCUCGGUGGUGCUGUGCUCUCAUUUGGGUCGACCCGAUGGUCGGAGAAACGACAAGUUCUCGUUGAAGCCCGUGGCCGAGGAGUUGGAGAAGCAAUUGGGCACGAAGGUGCAAUUCCUGAAUGAUUGCGUGGGCGAGGAAGUGGAGAAGGUGUGCCAAGCGGCGGAGGGUGGAGCCGUGAUUUUGUUAGAGAAUCUCAGGUAUCACGUGGAAGAGGAGGGUAAGGGCGUGGAUGAGGCGGGCAAUAAGAUCAAGGCCGAUCCGGCCCACGUCAAGACAUUCCGGGAGUCGCUGAGAAAGUUGGCUGACGUGUAUGUCAAUGAUGCCUUCGGGACGGCCCAUCGGGCUCAUUCGUCCAUGAUGGGCGAAGGCUAUGAGCAACGGGCGGCUGGGUUUUUACUGAAAAAAGAGCUCACUUACUUCUCCAAGGCCUUGGACAACCCUGAACGACCUUUCUUGGCCAUCUUAGGUGGGGCCAAAGUGGCCGAUAAGAUCAAGCUGAUCGAGAACAUGCUCGAUCAAGUGGAUAAGAUGAUCGUGGGCGGGGGCAUGGCUUAUACCUUCUUGAAGGUGUCCAAAAAUAUGUCGAUCGGCGAUUCCUUGUACGAUGAGGCUGGGGCCAAGAUUGUGGAUGACUUGUUGAAGAAAGCCAAGGACAAGAACGUGGAGUUUGUUCUGCCCGUGGAUUUUAUCACCGCCGACAAGUUCGAUGCCAAUGCUGCCACCGGAACCGCCACCGUCGAGGAAGGUAUCCCUGAUGGAUGGAUGGGUCUAGAUGUGGGUCCCAAAUCCAUCGAGCUCUUCACCCAGGUCGUCAACGAUUCCAAGCUCAUCGUCUGGAAUGGACCGGCUGGCGUUUUUGAGUUUGAGAACUUUGCCAAGGGCACCAAGGCCAUUAUGGACGCCGUGGUGGCCAAGACUGCCAGCGGUGGAGUCACUAUCAUUGGUGGGGGUGACACGGCCACGUGUUGUGCCAAGUGGAACACGGAGGAUAAAGUGUCUCAUGUCUCGACGGGCGGUGGAGCUUCCUUGGAACUGCUGGAGGGCAAGGUUUUGCCGGGGGUGGCUGCCCUCUCCGAUGCUUAAGUCAUAUUCAAUAUUUCCAACGUUCUGUACCCAUGCUAGUGGAUGGAUUAAUUUUCAAAAGAAAAAUACAUUAUUAGCCAUAA
Messenger RNA from Tigriopus californicus, 1468 nucleotides. RefSeq names its product phosphoglycerate kinase-like (gene Pgk). The coding region runs from base 27 to 1385 and encodes 452 amino acids. The record is from RefSeq and is a predicted model, not a curated record. Gene Ontology annotation, cellular component: cytosol. Gene Ontology annotation, molecular function: ATP binding; phosphoglycerate kinase activity; ADP binding. Gene Ontology annotation, biological process: glycolytic process; gluconeogenesis. The transcript is spliced from 2 exons. NCBI's taxonomy places the organism in Eukaryota, Metazoa, Arthropoda, Copepoda, Harpacticoida, Harpacticidae.